Colletotrichum truncatum is the source of this 2061-nucleotide messenger RNA. RefSeq lists its product as uncharacterized. The record is from RefSeq and is a predicted model, not a curated record. NCBI's taxonomy places the organism in Eukaryota, Fungi, Ascomycota, Sordariomycetes, Glomerellales, Glomerellaceae.
AUGGCUUCAAGGCCGCGACUCGAAACGAUAAAGCUCGACGACCUAGUCGAGCCCAUCAGGCCUUCCCGCCGUCUUUCCCGGCCGUGGCUCAACCGCCAAGACACGAAGAACAAUGGCGAGUGGCACAACAUCGAAGUCGUUGGGGCCGCGGACGAGUGGCCCAAGUACUCCAAGGUUGAGGAGACUUCUGGAUAUGCAUCUCCCGUGACGGCGACGGAUUCCCCACGGAAUCCUCAGUCCAACUUCCUGCACCCUCCGACACCCGAGGCCGCGAACUUCGAGUUCACGCGGAGGGAGACCGAGCGCGGCGACACCAUCUCCGUCACUGCCAGGUCGCAAACCGGCAAAUCCAGCCGGUUCGUCUGGUGGACUUUUGCUCUGUGGCUAUUGGGGGCGCUAAUGUUGACGUUGACGACCGUGUACUCGACCGGCUCGGCCAAGAGCUUGAUGCGCCAGCACUUCUUCGUCGCCUCUUCAGGCAACUCGAUCCUGGUCCUGCGUGUCUUGACGGAACUCUGCGCCAUCAGCUUGGCUGCUCUCGUCGUGGUUGUAGUGGAAGACUUGCAGUGGGCGCUGGCAUCUCGUCCGGGCGGCGUGAGCUUGCUGCACUUUGUCGGACUUGACUCCGGCACUGGCGUGUGGGGAUUGUUGCGUCUGCUGGCGACGGCUGACUGGAGGGAAAAGUACUCGAGUUUGUUCCGUGUUCUGACUUUGGGUAGUCUGCUGGUGAUUUGCUCCAUUCCUCUGCCUGGUAUUAUUCUAAUGGGUGCCAUCUCCAUUGAAAUGGUUACCUUUCCGGAGACGACGUACCCGGUGUCGGCUGGCAUUGCCCCUUUCAAUGCCUCUUACAUCUACGAGAUCAAGCAGUUUACCGCCACCGCUCUGUUGGUGCAAAUGGGUAGUCCGGCCUGGUCUGACAGGGAGUCCUACUCCAUGGACCCCUUGGGCAGUGACGCAGGAAGAUGUACCGCCGCAAAUGGUAAAUGGAUUCCAUGUGAAGAGUCGCAUCUGCUCACUGGCGGUGUCGUCUCCAUUGCUCCCCAGUCAGACGACUUGCGGCAAUGUCCGGAUUCUACAUCCUAUGUCGUCCCCAAGACGCGAGUCGUACAACUUGAAUACGGCAAAGUUCACGACCUCGAAGGCCUUCGUACAAAGGGCAAAUGCUUCCUUCUCGGCUCCGCCAAUGCCGCCUCGUACUGGUGCACUGCUCUUGGCGAGCGGAAUGGACUGUUGUUCGGCUCCGCAUACUGCCCGAUCUCACUACAGAUCAAGGGAACUUGCCUUAACGAGACAGAUUGGGCGAACAACCUGUCACUGUCAACGUCGCUCUUCGUGUAUGCACGUUCAGCAACCAUCACCUAUGACCGAGGCAACUUCUCCAUCCUCUCCGUGACUGACAUGUCCCCACCAGUGCAGGAGCUCGUCAGUCUUGAAGAAUACAUGCUCUCGCUUUCCGCAGUGGUCCCGGGCUUCAACAAGACCAAUGAAGCGACGAAAGGUGACAAUUCGGCACUCGCCAUCUAUGCCGUCACCGCAUUACCGAUCAACGACAGCGAGGUGGCCAAGAAGCAGUCCCUGAGGGCCAUCCGGAAGGCCAUGGCGGUGCCGUUCAGCUACUUUCACGCAAAUUACUUCACCAAAGGACCCUCGAUCUGGGAGCUCAAAGAGCCCCGCCCGGGUUUGACGCCCGACAUGUAUACGAAUCUCUCCAUAUCUAUCCUCAGCCACCAAGUCGUCGCAGGUAGAAUCAGUAGGUGGAUGUUCGUGGUCGUGAGCGGAACAAUUCUCAUUAUAUCGGCUGCCAUAAUCAUAGUAACGUCGAGGGUGUGUGGCAAGAGGCCACAGAGGUGCGGCUACCCGACGCUCGACUUCGCCGCCGUGUGUGCAGUGAAGGGGGGAAUACAGCCCUCCCAGGCGGAUUGGGGAGACAGACAACCACCGCCUACUAAUCAGCCAGACCAUGCGACCGGAUUGCAUCGGAGUCUGACACAGUUGGGGCAGCAGCCAAAACCGUUUGGCGUUGCGAAGAAUAUUAAAAAUGAACGGGUUAUAAUAACGUAG